Loa loa (African eye worm) is the source of this 381-nucleotide messenger RNA. RefSeq lists its product as hypothetical. The record is from RefSeq and is a predicted model, not a curated record. Lineage: Eukaryota; Metazoa; Nematoda; Chromadorea; Rhabditida; Onchocercidae. The transcript is spliced from 6 exons. The coding region runs from base 1 to 381 and encodes 126 amino acids.
AUGAAUCUACGACGACCUGAAUUUCCUAAAAUUGAGAUGCUUUGUAAAUGUUGCAUUAUUAUCUUUAUCAUUUCUUCCAAAGAAUUUGAAAAGAAAGCAGCAGGUGUCUCCAAGCAGACACUGCCAAGGAUAUUUUAUCUCGACCUGCGACAUUCACUUGGCCAGUUGACAGCAAAUUAUUGGUAUGGGUUUAAUUACAUAUGGAACAAAUGUCAACCGCUAAUGCCAGCCAAAUACGGUCAAUCUGACAACAUAAUAAUGCACUUUGUUUUGCACUGCAAUCAAUCAGAAUACGAGCAGAUGGAUAUCAGUAAAUUAUAUGGUUAUAUGAUUCAUUCCAAUUUAUGCCUUCUGCAGCUAACACAUGAUGCAUUUGAAUAA